Leptonychotes weddellii (Weddell seal) is the source of this 914-nucleotide messenger RNA. The record is from RefSeq and is a predicted model, not a curated record. NCBI's taxonomy places the organism in Eukaryota, Metazoa, Chordata, Mammalia, Carnivora, Phocidae.
UUCUUUAAAGCCAAGUACAUUUUUUAAAAAUGUGUUGUGUUCAUGCUGGCUGUCAUCUUCAGAAACAGACCAUGCAGAGGGAAUAAAAGAGAUGGCUAACAGCGCUAUCUCAAGAUUUCAUCAUUUUUAUCACUGUUGGAACUGAUAGCAAAGUCACAGCUCACGUCCCUGAGUGGCAUCGCCCAAAAGAACUUCAUGAACAUUUUGGAAAAAGUGGUACUGAAAGUCCUCGAAGACCAGCAGAACAUCAGGCUAAUCAGGGAACUGCUGCAGACUCUCUACACGUCCUUAUGCACACUGGUGCAAAGAGUCGGCAAGUCAGUGCUGGUCGGGAACAUCAACAUGUGGGUGUACCGAAUGGAGACGAUUCUACACUGGCAACAGCAGCUGAACAAUAUCCAAAUUACCAGGCCUGCCUUCAAAGGCCUCACCUUCACUGACCUGCCUUUGUGCCUCCAACUGAACAUCAUGCAGAGGCUGAGUGACGGGCGUGACCUGGUCAGCCUCGGCCAGGUGGCCCCCGACCUGCACGUGCUCAGCGAGGACCGGCUGCUUUGGAAGAAGCUCUGCCAAUACCAUUUCUCCGAGCGGCAGAUCCGCAAGCGAUUAAUUUUGUCCGACAAAGGACAGCUGGAUUGGAAGAAGAUGUAUUUUAAACUUGUGCGAUGUUACCCACGGAAAGAGCAGUAUGGAGACACCCUUCAGCUUUGCAGACACUGUCACAUUCUUUCCUGGAAGGUAUGUGUCUCGAGGCGGCUGCCACAGACCCCCUAGCCCAGCCCCUAAGAGCCAAAGGCACCCGCAUUGCCAUGCGAAAGCCCUUCCUACUUCUUUCCUGCACUUCCCUACUGCAGCUGAAGGUGUAGGAGACACUGAUUCAGUCCCUGGGGAGAAAAACUUUGAGAGUCCUUAAU